Molecule: messenger RNA, 3825 nt
Organism: Calypte anna (Anna's hummingbird)
Lineage: Eukaryota; Metazoa; Chordata; Aves; Apodiformes; Trochilidae
Gene: SOX4
Product: SRY-box transcription factor 4
Exons: 1
Coding region: 49-1344 (431 amino acids)
Biological process (GO): positive regulation of transcription by RNA polymerase II; cell differentiation; anatomical structure morphogenesis
Molecular function (GO): DNA-binding transcription activator activity, RNA polymerase II-specific; RNA polymerase II cis-regulatory region sequence-specific DNA binding
Source: RefSeq, a predicted model, not a curated record
CGCGCCGGAGCGGCGCUGAGCCCCGGCGAGCCCCCCGCCGCCGCCGCGAUGGUGCAGCAGACCAACACGGCGGAGAACACGGAGGCGCUCCUUGCCGCCGAGACCUCCGACUCCGGGGCCGGCAUCGAGCUGGGCAUCGCCUCUUCCCCCACGCCGGGCUCCACCGCCUCUACGGGGGGCAAGGCGGACGACCCGAGCUGGUGCAAGACGCCCAGCGGGCACAUCAAGCGGCCCAUGAACGCCUUCAUGGUGUGGUCGCAGAUCGAGAGGCGGAAGAUCAUGGAGCAGUCCCCCGACAUGCACAAUGCCGAGAUCUCCAAGCGCUUGGGCAAGCGUUGGAAGCUGCUCAAGGACAGCGACAAGAUCCCGUUCAUCCGGGAGGCGGAGCGGCUGCGCCUCAAGCACAUGGCGGACUACCCCGACUACAAGUACCGGCCCAGGAAGAAGGUGAAGUCGGGCAACAGCUCCGCCAAGCCCGGCGACAAGGCGGACAAGGGCGGCGGGGGCGGCGCCGGCGGGGGCAGCGCGGGCGGCGGCCCCGGCGGCCCCGCGGCCUCCGCCAAGACCGCCCCGAAGAAGGGCGGUGGCGGUGGCUCCAAGCCCUCCCCCGCCGGCGGUGGCGCGGGCGGCAAGCCCCACGGCAAGGCGGCGGCGGGCGGCAAGGCCGCCCCCUUCCCCGGGGAGCCACCCGCCGCACUGCUGCCCCCUGAGCACCAGGCGCUUUACAAACCCCGGGGGGCGGCGGGCGCGCCCGCGGCGCCCGGCAAGCCACUGACCGAGAAGAAGCUGAAGCGGGUCUACAUCUUCGGAAGUGGGCAGUCGGCGGCCGCCUCCGCCUCCCCCGGUGGUGCCGUUCCUGGCAGCCCCACGCUGAGCAGCUCGGCCGAGGCCGGCGACCCCCUAAGUCUCUACGAGGAGGGGGGCGGCGGUGCGGGCCGGCCCGACGGGGACUGCGGCGGCGCCGACUGCCCCUCGCCCUCUGGCUCUGGCUCGCCCUCGGAUCACCGCAGCUACACCAGCCUGCGCGCCUCCUCCCCUGCCCCCUCGACGGCGCAUUCCUCCUCCGCGUCCUCCCACUCCUCUUCCUCUUCCUCCUCUGGCUCCUCUUCCUCGGACGACGAGUUUGAGGACGACCUCUUGGACCUCAACCCCAGCCCCGGCUUUGAGAGUAUGUCUCUGGGAAGCUUCAGCUCCUCAGUGCUCGACCGGGACCUGGAUUUUAACUUCGAGCCCGGCUCGGGCUCACACUUUGAGUUCCCGGACUACUGCACGCCGGAGGUAAGUGAGAUGAUCUCGGGGGACUGGCUGGAGUCCAGCAUUUCCAACCUGGUCUUUACUUACUGAGGCGAGAGCCGGGCCCUGCUGGAGGAGGCACAGACGCGCGUUGUCGGCAGGACUCGCCCAUCCCGCCAGGGCGCUUUUGUUUCUUGUUUAGUUUUGGCUUUGGCUUUUUUGUUUGUUCGUUGGGGGUUUUGUUUUGGUUGUGUUUUGUUUUUCUGGGAAGGGGCUGGUGAGACUGCUGCUUGUGUUCGGGGAGAGCGGUGGCGGGAGUGGGAUUGCCCUCUCCUUGCAGAAAGACCAGCAACCCCUUUCCUCCGGCUGGAGACGGACCCGCACACACCCCCUCCGAGGGACGAACCUAAUGGUGCUUAUUCAGAGACUGGCGGGAGCGAAACGCUUUUUUCUUUAUUUCCUGAAAAGAGUCAGAGGAAGGGGGGUGGGGGAGGAGGGAGCGGCAGGGGAAGACCACACACACCUCUUGGUUCUUUGUUUUUACCCGUUUUAUACGAAUAAAGAGGAGGGGGAGCGAUGCAUUGUGCUGAGCGCACACUGGAUGUCUUGAACAUUCGCUCUUUUGUGUGAAAGAGCGAGCAGAACUGCUUGGGGGGAGGAGAGGGAGGCCGAAAGCAGAAAAACACAACAACAGCAAAAAAAUCCACUCAAGGCCUUGCAAGGUUCUCGCUUGGGGGGAGAAAUCCUGUCCCGGUUUCGUCUGCGGUGAGAGGAGGCAACGAUGAUGGGAGGAGGAGGAGGAGGCGGCGGCAGUGGAUGGCGCUGGGAGCUGGACUGAGAUCCUAGUUAAGUGGAGAAGAGCCAGACUUACACUUGAGAGCUGUCUUCGAAAUACGGUGGUGGGAAGAUAAUAAUAAACUAAAACGGAUUUGCACGUACGGAUGAGGUGGCGGCAGCGCUUUUUUCAGUCACCUUAUGUCAUAUAUAGAGAGAAAAAUAAGACCGAAACUUCAAGAACACUGAGAACUUCUUUGGGGACAGUUUCUGUCAUGAUAUGUGGUACAGGGGAAAUGGCUUUUAAAAAAAAAAAAAAAAAAAAAAAAAAAAAAAGAAUACAAAAAAACACCCGGAAAAUAAAUAAAAAAAAAAAGUAGUUUUUUCCUUACUCAGAAUCGUGAUGGUGUUGGAUUAUUUCACUGGUUGGGUUUAAUAUAGCAUGUUAUCCUGUCUAUCUUUUUAAGAUUUCUGUAAGACUGUUGAACAGUUAAAAAAAUAGUGUUAGGAUAAUAUAAAAGCAGAUAGAUGGCGCUAUGUUUGAUUCCUACAAAAAUAUCACCAGCUUUUUUUCAUUCUUAACUCUUUAAAGGAUUCAAACGCAACUCAAAUCUGUGCUGGACUUUAAAAAAAAUUCAGGACCAAAUUUUUUCUCAGAGUAUGUGUGUGUUUGUUCCUUAUAGCUGUAAAUGGAAAGACUUUUUUCUCACCGAUGCUCCAUCCUCGUAUUGUUUUCUUUUCCUUGUAAAUGUAAUCUGAUGCCAUUUUAUAAGUGGACGUAUUUAUACUGGCCAAACAUUUUUGACUUGUAUUUCUUUGUCCUUUUUUGGUAGUUCUCGUUGUUACCCGCACCAUUUUAAUGUCUCCUUCACUGAAGGGCUAGAGUUUUAACUUUUAAUUUUUUAUAUUUAAAUGUAGACUUUUGACACUUUUAAAAACAAAAAGAGAAGAGAGAUGAAAACGUUUGAUUAUUUUCUCAGUGUAUUUUUGUAAAAAAUAUAUAAAGGGGGUGUAAAUCGGUGUAAAUCGCUGUUUGGAUUUCCUGAUUUUAACAACAGGGCCGCUGGUUAGUAUCUCACACGCGUGUGCGCGCUCACGCUCACUCACCCACUCUCACACACCCACGAAUCAGCCCCUAUUUUGUCCAUGUUUACACUCCAAUCUGCAGGCAUCUUAAAGUGACAGAAUCCCUCGUCGCCGGUGCCCUCUCUGCUUCUCCUGUGCCUCUCUGGGGGAGGGGGCCGGGGCAGCCGGAGGGGAAGGGAAGGACGAAGGCGUAUGUAUACACUGUAUGCUACCGUUCUGGGGAGAAAUCUAUCCCGGAAUGAAGUAAAGCAAGUAGUGCAUUUACACAGAAGGGAUCCUGUACCUUUAACUUGUAAUCCACAUCUUUUGCACUUUUUUUAAAAGCAAAAACGUGCCGUUUAAACCACUGGAUCUAUCGAAAUGCCGGUUUGAGUUCGCGACACUAUGUACUGCGUUUUUCAUUCUUGUAUUUGACUAUUUAAUCCUUUCUACUUGUCGCUAAAUAUAAUUGUUUUAGUCUCUUAUGGCAUGAUGAUAGCAUAUGUAUUCAGGUUUAUAGCUGUUGUGUUUAAGAUGAAGAAAGUGAAAACAUCUUUGUACAUUUAAGUCUGUAUUAUAAUAAGCAAAAAAGAAGAUUGUGUGUUUAUGUAUGUUAAUAUAACAUGACAGGCACUAGGACGUCUGCCUAAUGAGGUGGUUCCGUUAAGGGUUUAACUUUUUAUGUUCUUCGUUAUUUUUUUGGUCAUCCAUCCUGUGCAAUAUGCUGUGUAGCUUUUUUUUUUUUUUUUUUUU